Penicillium antarcticum is the source of this 372-nucleotide messenger RNA. RefSeq lists its product as uncharacterized. Lineage: Eukaryota; Fungi; Ascomycota; Eurotiomycetes; Eurotiales; Aspergillaceae. The record is from RefSeq and is a predicted model, not a curated record. The coding region runs from base 1 to 372 and encodes 123 amino acids. The transcript has a single exon.
AUGGUGCCCUCCUCUCUGCGCCUCUGCCUCCUGGCCGCAACCCUCUUCCUGAUCAACAUGACAACGGCCCUCCCCCUCAUGAGCCGCGACAUCGAAUGGUCCUUCACACUAUUCCCCACCUCCUCCUGCAACGCAACUGGCGACCCGCACGCUGGCUCAGGCAGCACAGGCUGUCGCGCAGACUUGAACAGCGUCGCCUCCGCUUACACCCUCUACUCCGUCGCCGAGGGCUGUCGCAUCGAAUUUUUCGAUAACACCAUGUGCGACGAGACCGAGCUCUCCGAUGUCGCUGGUCAGGUCAAUUCCACCAACACAUGCCACAUGGCCGGUCCCCGGCGUCGGUAUGGUUCUUACCAGGUGACCUGCGAGUGA